This is a messenger RNA of Nasonia vitripennis (jewel wasp), 4326 nucleotides long. RefSeq names its product serine protease nudel-like. The transcript is spliced from 19 exons. The record is from RefSeq and is a predicted model, not a curated record. The coding region runs from base 134 to 4213 and encodes 1359 amino acids. Gene Ontology annotation, molecular function: protein binding. Gene Ontology annotation, cellular component: plasma membrane. NCBI's taxonomy places the organism in Eukaryota, Metazoa, Arthropoda, Insecta, Hymenoptera, Pteromalidae.
UUGCUUAGCGCUGCAAUAAUAUCGCCCGCAGCUACGAUAUCGGACUCCUCAGUUUUACACGAAAGUUCUCAGAGUGGCUCGCACUGCCGAACAUCGAGGAGCUCCUGUGUGCCACAGCAUAGCUUCCCUCGAGAUGGAUUUCAAAGUUAGCCAGAAGCGCAGCGCGCUGAGCAUUCCCUAUGUCGAACUUACAGCCAGGACCCACGAGUUCGACGGCGCCAAAUCUAAGCGCUCCUGCUUCGGCUCGCUCUUCUCUUACAAAACCAGUUUCGUCGCGCUGCUGUUUUCCAUCUCGCUGCUCGCCUGCUUUGUCCUCGUGAUGAUUUACGUGACUCUUCAGUCAGAGGGAUACUUCGGCCAGACUCGCAUCGACGGCGACGAGGUUCCUCUGAUGUCUCAAAUUUCUCUCAGUAUGGGCCCGGAGACACAGGACACGGUCUUGGCUGUGGCCGCCGACGAAAGACUGCUCUACUCCGAAGACAGGCCCCGGAAGAUACGUCUGAAGCGUCAGGCAUCGCAAAGCCUCCCCGACUGCAGGGCCAGACAGGAGGAGUGCAGAAUCGUCUUGAGCGGCGUGCGAGGCAUCACCAAGGCCAUGAACCAGAAGCUCGACAGGCUGCACCAGAGCCUCGUGCAGCACGGCAUCCUCAAGGAGACCGACUCCAAGGACGCCAAGUUCAAAAAGAUACUCGAGUGUCUGCAGUGUCGAAACACCAUCAACCACCACCAGCCCCAGAACGACGACAAGGGCAUCGAGGGCCUGUUACCCAACAGUUUCGGGAGACACAGCGACGAUCGCAUAAGCGAUCUCCUGCCCUUCUUCGAGAACCACGUCUACUCCCACGACGAGGACGAGAGCAACGAGCGCACCGAGAGGAUACCGAAGACGCCGAUGCCAGCAGUGAGCAAACAGGUCUUGGAAUCCGUCACCAACACUUCCAAGCUCGCCAGCGGCGCCAAAAUCACCGAGAUCCUUUACAAUACCACCAUCGUCGAGCGCGACGAAGACGACAGGCGUCAGGCAGCGUCAGCGCGCGAAGAGUCUCAGGUGACGCGUAACGUAGACGAGGCGUCGCCGAUCAUUGUGCCGACUGCGGAGACAACGCAGACGAGCCAGCAGAUUCAGUUUACGCCGCAGAGUAGCUGGCCUUCCAUCCCGGUAUGCUUUUACGGGCCCCCAUCCUCCUCGAAUUCCUAUCAGUUCAAGCCAAGCUCCCCAUUCUUCCCCGUACCGCAACAGCCACCGGCAGCGCCUACCACCUACGGCCAACAGCAGCAGCAGCAGCAGCCGCAGCACGCAGCCAAUAUGAACCAGCAGAUCAAGUACUUCUUCCCGAACGGACAGCCAGCGCCGCCGUUUACGCCGAAUUUUCCUCAAAUUAUGACACAGCAGUUUUCGUCGCAGAUGACGCAGCCCAUGAUGAAUCCGAUGAUGAAUCCGAUCAUGAUGAACCAGAGAGGAAACAACAACAUGCCGUUGUACUGCACCUAUGUACCGUCGCCUGGAUCACCCCCGGGAAAUCAGCAGCAGCCACAGCAGCAGCAGCAGCAGCAGCAGUUUCAGUUUUCGCCGAUGAACAUAGCCGGAUUUCAGCGCCAGUACAACGCGAUGUCCAGGUCCAAGGAGGCCGAAAAAUUGAAGCAAGAGCUGCAGACCAAGAGCACCUACGACGAGUCCGAUGAGAAGUACUGGACACUGGAAUGCGCGGGUUUCUGGUGCAACCCGCCCUACAAGAAGUGCAUAGCGGCCGAAGCGCGAUGCGACGGCAGGGUGGACUGCAUGGGGGCCGAGGACGAGAUCGACUGUCCGGAGAUAGGCUACUACGAGCGUUUCCGUCCCGAAUCGAAGCAGAAAAGCCAGGACGACUCGGAAGGCUGGCAAAUACCCAUGAUGACUGAUCGACCUGCCGAAGGCGCAUCGGGUAACUUUGCUGUUCUGCCGACCAACGCACCGGCUCCGGUACCUCCGGUCACCGACAAUGCCGUCGUCGACACUGAGACGACCACUUUCACGAUCACUAUACCCGUGUUGGCUCCGCAAUUCAGCUGCAAGAGAAUCGUCCAAACGAUACCGCUCGAGAAGCGCUGCGACAACGUCUACGACUGCGAGGACACGUCGGAUGAGGAAGACUGCACUUGCAAGGACUAUCUCAGAUUCGAACAGCCGAACGCAAUCUGCGACGGUCACGUCGACUGCUUCGACGGAAGCGACGAGCAGGAAUGCGACUUCUGCAACGAGGAUCAGUACCAUUGCCACAGAAGUGGAGGCUGCAUACCCAAGCAAAAGAGAUGCGACCAAUCGAUGGACUGCAAGCUGAACGAAGACGAGCUUGACUGCUUCGCAUUGACCGACGGCCAGCAUGUGAAUUUUGACUUGGACAAAAGACCCCACUUGAACCUGGAGGGAGUAAUGACGUCCUACAACAAUGGAGUUUGGCGGCCUUCCUGCUUCAAUUCCGAAUAUCAAAACUUCACCAAACGGAUGGCUGUCGGUCAGAAGUUCUGCGAGUAUUUCGGUUUCAGGAACGUCGACUCCGCCGAGCAGAUCCUGGUGAACACGCAUAGACUCAAAGAGAGGCAAGCGUCCAAAGAUCAUCCGAUCAGCUACGAAUAUCCACCGCAAGUGACACCCGCCCAGAGGGAUGCCAAAGACAAGACCUGCUACGGUUUGCACCUUCGCUGCAAACCCAUACUCGAUCGAAAAGUCAACGUCCACUUGAAGGUUGAUCCGAAAACUAACAAGAGAGAUUACCUCUGGCCUUGGGAAGCUUCGGUUUUCGUCGACGGAAAAUACCACUGCUCGGCUGUGCUUCUGGAGAACGACCUGCUGCUCAGUAGCUCCGUGUGCGGAAACGGCAUAGACUUACGCAAAAAUUACACGACCGCCACAUUGGGAGUGUCCAGUCCGGAUCUUCCAUUUAACAGUCCGUACCAGCAAACAUCGCAGAUCGUCGACAUCAAGCCGCUGAAAAACUCGGAUGCUUCGCUCUUCCGACUGAAGGACGGCAUAAACAUGACGCGAUACGUGCAGCCGCUCUACCUGGAAAAGAGGAUCUUCCCAGCCGCUAAGGAGGACACGUGCGUCGCUCUGGGAGUUAACGACCGUCACGAAAGGAAGAUGCAGUUCCUGCAGCCGAUCGUCGACAACUGUCCCAAAUGCCAUCGCUGCUACACCGAGAGGAGCGACAACGCGUCCACGUGUUCGAGGACCAACGAAACCGUCAACUGGAGUGGAAACGUCGUGUGCUUUAGCAAGGGGGGUUGGUACCCGGCGGCCGUUUUCCAAGACAAGGAUCAGAACUGCGGUUUCAGCAGCAAACAGGUCCUCAACAGCAUCGACUACAUACACGCGCAUCUCUCUCAAGCUAUCGACGAGAAAGUAGAGCAGUUCGACGAGCCCAAAUGCGAGGGAAUCAGAUGUUCGAUGGGGAAGUGCAUACCCUGGGAGCAAGUGUGCGACGGAGUUCGGGAGUGCAGGGACGGCGCCGACGAGAGCCCCGAGCACUGCCAGAAAAUGAAGGAGAGAUGCGAGAGCGACGUUCUCGAAUGCAAAUGCUCGAAAUCCGAGCUCCGCUGCGGAAACGGCAAGUGCGUGCCCAAGGAGAUGUUCUGCGACGGUAAGGUCGACUGCGCCGAUGGAAGCGACGAACCGAGCGUCUGCAACUGCGGGGAGUAUCUGAAGCUGACCGAGCCGAAACGCGUCUGCGACGGUAGACGACACUGCCUCGACAAAUCCGACGAAAACUAUCAGAACUGCCUCUGCAAGGAUUCCAGCUUCAAGUGCCACAGGAGUUUCGUCAACGGCACUGUAGCUUGUAUAUCUCAGGACUUCGUUUGCGACGGAGAGAGCGAUUGUCCCUUCGGUGAAGACGAAGCGGAGGAUGUCUGCUGGGCGAUCAAGUCCGACAAGAAAGAUCUGAAAGGAAAAGGCGAAGUGAUGCGGAGAGACUUCGGCGUACUUCACUCCGAAUGCUUCCCGCGCCCGGUUCAGACGCAGAGAGAAGUAACGAACAUGUGCACUAAACUCGGCUACACCUCGGGUAUACUCUUGGACGGGAAACAGACGUCGGACACUCAGUACGUCGCGCGCGACGACUUCUAUAUGUUCCAGUUGAACAACUACACGUGGCUGUCGAUGCGCGAAGACAAGUCUUUCGGCGUCUGGGUGAAGCCCGAGUCCAGUUGCUUCAGGCUCUUUGUGCAAUGUAUUUAACUCGUGCGUACACAGCGGAUUUUAAUCUAGUUAUUAAGCGUUAAUCGUAAGACCGAUUUUUUGUACUAUUUAUACACACACACUGCAUCGAAUAAAAGAGCUGUUAUUUAAAA